UAUUACGCACGCAAGUCACGGCACAUGUGAUCAACCAGUUGUCAAGCGACGUUCCAUCCGAUUCUAGAAGGCCUGUAAGGAGUCAAGACCACGUUACCUCGCAAUGUGACCAGUACGAGGCGAAGUCAGAACCAGCACGGUGUGUGAAAUCAGUCCGGAGCAGAGAGCACGAAUUGCAACUGUUCCCUCCAUAUAGAAAUGCUGCUGUAGGAAUCGGAGACAAAGCAGUUUUUGAUUGUAGCAUUGAUCCAAGAAAUGGUGGUACACCCGCUUGGAAAACUAAAACUGGAGGCAAUGUCCAAGUUACUAACCAGGAUUUCACAUCCAGACUUGAGUUUCUACAUUUUGCAGUGCACAAUGUUGGAACUUAUUUAUGUGAACUGGCAAAGGGUAACGAACAACAAGAACAACUUUACCUUUCAAUAGUAGGAGUUGAUGUACAUAAAUCCAGCAGCGUGUUUGAAUACGAGAUGGAAAGCGCCACACUUGAAUGCAAAAUAACUCCUAUCAAAAGUAUUAUUACAUCAGCAUUUGAGGGAUGGUAUUAUGAUCAAAACUCCACAGAAAUAAUGCUGAGUGGAGACAAUUUUAUCACUACUAAUGGGAAACUAGUCAUCAAAGACCCAAGGCGGAUUGAUUCAGGAAUCUAUUCAGCUAGAUUUAAUUUGAAUAAUGAAAACACCAAAAUAGUUUACAACUGUCAAGUCCCCCUUAAAGCCUCACCGCUGGUACUUAACUUACCCCGAUCUAUCAGCUACUUUAUGGACAACGAUGCAAAUAUAACCUGCAUGGUGUUGGGUUAUCCAAUGUCAACAGUGACUUGGACUUUUGAGGAUAGAGAGCUGCAACUGUCUAAUCGCUAUCUCCUGUCUGACAUUGGUGGGAACAAGAAUAACAGACUUACUAUUCUGAAAGUGAAAUAUUCAGAUAGAGGUACCUACAACUGUACAGCUUCGAAUGGAAUUGGCUUCACUUCUUCCAAGGUUAUCCUGCUUCGAGUUAGAGAUCCUUUUGAAUGGUUGUAUCCACUGGUAGGACUUAUCAUUGAGGUAGUUGUUGUUGGUAUCAUUGUGAUCAUUUGCGCUAGGAAAGAGAGACGUCGCCUGGAAGAAAUCACACCAAAGAAAAAGUAAACUUGACCUGCUAAGAAGCACAGAAGCCCCUAAGGGAAUGUUGUGAUAAGAAAAUAGUUACAGUCAAGUCAAUGACCUUUUUCUGAAAUCGUGAAAAGUGACAUAAAUUCAUAAAGAAUUGUUUUAUCUUCUUAGCUAAUCACUGUUAUUAAUCAUUUUAGCCAUAAUAUUUUAACUUAUUAACAUAACUUCUCUAAGCAAUGAUCUUAAAAAAGAUAUUUCAUUAUUACAUUCCUUAUUCUGUUUGGAGUCUGUUCUUUUUGUGUCUUAUUAUAGUUUUUUUUUUAUUAGAGUUGAAACUUUAUGCCCAUAGUAACAUUCUCAUACUGUUUGUCUUUGUUGCUCUCAUGUUUUCGUAAUAUACGACUUUAUAGGUUAUGAUGACUGCUGUUUGUUGGAUUUUUCAAUGCAAACCACAGAAACUCCCCCCUCCCUUUUCAUUUUGCAACGAAUUUUGCUAUGUGUGCAUGAAGAAAGUUCCAUUUUUAAGUGUGAAAGUUGGCAAAUGCACUACAACCUGCCACAAAAUAUAUGUUGCUAUAACAUUUUAUAUCUUUAAUAUAUGAUUUCUUUUGUUAUUUCAUAGUUUAGAAAUAAUAUAAAAUAUUUUUGGCUAAUGAAUUUAAACAUAAAUUUGUAUUGUAUGCCAAAAGUACUAAAAAUUAGUUCUUAUGUCAUAUUUCACAAUGAAUGAAUGAAUAUAAUUUACUAUGAUAAAUUAAAGUCUUUUUGAAAAAUAUUAUUAGCCGGAUUAAUAUUUCUUGCUGUGAAAAUUCAAAAAAAAAAAGAAAAAGACUGAAUUUUGUCUUUGAACUUUGUUCAAAAUUUUGCAAAAGAAGUGAGUCAAAACCUUCCCCCUCUUAAUGCCAGUUAAGUAAUGAGCCAUUCUCUUAACGCCUGUUCUAUUAUAAACUUAAAGAUAGAAGCACUUAACAUUGGCUGCAUGCAUGAUUGUAAACUAGUAAAACACCACAUGUCAGGCAUCAAACCAGUGAACUCUGAUCUUAUCUCAUAAGCAGAUACCGACUACGUCCAGUGUUUUAUGACAUUGAUCUCGUAUCAUCAGUGAAACCUUGUCCCUAACCCUAAAUGUGGUAGCUAACAGUUUUCAUAUUGUUGUGAAUGUUUUCAAUUCUGCAUCCCUUGUAUCUCUACAAACACUUUUUGUAGACUUAUUUUUUUUUCUCUGUUUACUAUAAUAAUUAGGCUUGUCUUCGAGUCCGGAGAUAAUGAGGAAUGCAGUAUUUCCCAUGGCUACGCAGCCCCAGCUAUGACCUACCUAUUUUGCCACAUCCAGGGCAAGCAUAAAACUAUUGUCCGCCGGUGGUCGGUUAAGAUUUUCUUUUCACCGUCUGCGUCUGUCUUCGGCAGCGGAUUUUAUUUUGGUCUCAUAUGUUAUCCCGCAGCCUUUGUGAGUGACUUCCAGCUGUCUCGUUCUAAAGCCGCAUACAACCAGGUGUUCUCUUCUAUGUCAGCUAAGGCAAGCUGGCACCUAAGCUGGUCUUUGAAGCGUUUCCUUGGGGUACCUCUGAUACGUCAACCACCAUUUGGCUCACCAAACAAGCUGCAUUUGGCAUACGUUUACUAUAGACCAACAAAAAAAAUAACAUAAUAUUGCAUUGGAUUUACUUUCUAGACAUGUUUUAGAGGCAACUUAUUACCCUUGGUUCUUUUUUUUUAUUUUAUUUUUUUUUUUUUAUUUGUUUGCAUAUGAUAUAAAGAUAUUGUUCACAAUUCACAAAAGUGAUGUGUAUUUUUUUGUUUGGUUUAAUUUAAGUAUAAGGAAACAUACAUUUUGUUUCAAUUUUAUUACUGGGUAGACAUAAUUUUAAAUGUGUGUAAUGUAUCUAUAAGAUAAUGCUUGGGGAGAAACAAGAAAACUCAGAUAAAUGUGAUAUAACCUGUGCUGGAUAUUUGUUGAAGAUAAUUUUAAAAUAAUAAAAAAGAGAUGUCAUUUGGAUAUAUAUAUUACA
Biomphalaria glabrata is the source of this 3106-nucleotide messenger RNA. Its product is annotated as neuroplastin-like. NCBI's taxonomy places the organism in Eukaryota, Metazoa, Mollusca, Gastropoda, Planorbidae. The record is from RefSeq and is a predicted model, not a curated record. The coding region runs from base 471 to 1133 and encodes 220 amino acids. The transcript has 9 exons.